Messenger RNA from Knipowitschia caucasica, 630 nucleotides. NCBI's taxonomy places the organism in Eukaryota, Metazoa, Chordata, Actinopteri, Gobiiformes, Gobiidae. The record is from the annotation of a GenBank genome assembly.
AUGGCAGGCAAAAGGUCGGCCCGCGGACCGGCUAGCUCUGGCUGCACCCAGGAGGCUUUGGCGCCCCGGCUCGCACCUUUCAUGCCCACUCAAACCCCUCGCCGGAAAAAACCAAGCAACCUCCUCGCGGCCAUCCAGGUGAUGGGCUUCAUCCGGGAGAUGGGCAGCACUUACUGUCCAAUAGGGAGGCUGUCCUGGCUCAUUAUCCGCGUAGGAGGCCGAGCGUGUCACCUAGGGCUAAGCCUCGACACUCCGCUAAAAAAGUCAGCCAGGGUUAGCGUGAGAGCAGCUUCCGUGGGUGUUAGCCAGUCCCUCCCUGCAGCCAUCACCUCUCCGAGCGCCGAAACCGCUUCCUGCGCGCUCCUCUGGCUCUGGCAACCCGGCUGCCCCCUCCACCGCUCCUCCUCCGCGGCUUUGGGAUUGUUAAAUAAAUAUGAUUAUACCUGUUACAGCUCGCAAAGUGCUCCUCCAAGUGCAGAGAGCAGAGCGAUGCCAUGUUCCUGGCUCGCCCGCCGCUCCAUCUGCGCUCCACCAAUAAGUCUUGUGACGUCCUUUUAUGCCGCGAUUUACGCCGAGUCCACGCCGACAACCGACAACCUGCCCGCGGUGGACUCGCUCGCACACCUUUGA